AUGGGAGUACUUGACUUUCCAUGUGAGUCCUGUGGGAAACAAUUACCAUAUUCCGAACUCACCCACCAUGUUUGUAAUAAUAAUAACAACAGCGUUGCAAAGAAAAUAACCAUUCUGGAUCAUUCUGAUUCCGAUGGGGUGGAGAUCCUUGAAGAAUCGAGGCCAUCGAAAAAGAAUGUGUUUAGCUCUUUGGGACUACGACAAUGGAGUGGCCAGCCAUCGGCUUCCAGAAAAAACUCCAAGAAGAAAAGAUUAUCAUUACCAUCAACAUUUUCUGCCAGUCAGACAGACCGAUCAAAUAGUAUUUUUUCUGAAGACCUUGGCGAUGGCGAUGGUGGAAAACCCAAGGUGAGUGCCAAAGAGGGCCUUAAGAAUUUGGGGCUUGAUAUGGAAUGGAAUUCCGCGAAAAAGCGUAGAGUUAAGGCCCCGCCACUUGAAGAUUCGGACAAGGGGAAUUUCCAACCCACCAACCAAUCGACGUAUUAUGACAAAUUGGAUCAUUUGGUCGAUGAACAAACCAUCAAGCUCAAGAAAUUGAAACAUGAUUCACGGUAUCCACUCUCGGAAAUUUUAAGACCCAAAGAAUUGAAAGACUACGUGGGGCAUACCGAUAUCGUUGGCCCAGGCGGGAUCAUCACAAAAUAUAUCCAUACCGGGAUGAUUCCCUCGAUGAUUUUUUGGGGGGAAACAGGGAUUGGUAAAACUACAUUGGUACGAUUGAUCUUAACGGAAAUUAAAAACAGCGAGUUCGCGAAAUUCUACCAAAUCAACGAAUUGAGUGCGGUGUCGUCUAAUCUUGGGGAAUUGAAAGUCAUUUAUGAAAAAUUCAAAAAAUUGAAACUAUUGAACCCUCAUUUGAAAAUGAUCUUAUUUCUUGAUGAAAUCCACCGGUUUUCAAAAUUGCAGCAAGAUUUCUUUUUGAAUUUAAUCGAAAGCAGUGAAAUGAUUUUCUUUGGCUGCACUACCGAAAACCCCUCGUACAAGAUCAACGAUGCAAUGUUAUCCCGGUGCCAGAUGUUUAACCUCGAGAAACCGACCCCAAAAGACUUGUUAGUAGUGAUUAAUAAUGGGCUAAUAUAUAUUAACAAGGUGCGGAUCUCAUUAUAUAAACAGAAACCGUUAGUGCCCACCAAGGCAGCGAAAGGAUAUCUUUCAGAAGUGUGCGAUGGAGAUUAUCGAGUGAUUUUGAACUCUUUGGAAGCCAUUAGUAGCCACUAUACGGAUUAUUUAAGUGAUAUCGAAAGACAGGAGGCUGGAGAAGGAGUUGAUAAUGAUGAUGAUGCUGAUGAUGAUGGUAAUCAGGUGAAAAGGAAGAAGAUCCCCAUUGAGUUGUCACAAAUGAAAGAUUUUUUGAAAUCCAUCGUGGUGCGAUCAAAUACUCGGAUCCAACAACGAGAUUUGUUUUCCGCAUUAUCUAAAUGUAUCAUUGGUGGCGAUGCUAAUGCGGCCAUCAUAUAUUUGGCGUAUUUAUUCCAAGAAAACGCUGAUCCGUUAGAAAUUGCCAAUUUCCUCCAAGAAAUCUUGAUGAAUGAAUUCGACGAAUCGGAAAAAUUCAAACAACUGACCUUGUUAGAAUUCGGUAACACUGUAUAUUACGUGAUCACCAAACUUGGGCUCCCGGAAUGUGAUAUGGCGUUAGUACAGUACACUUAUAUGCUUUGUGAAUCGAUGAAAUCGCGAAAAAUUGAUAGGACCACAGAAAAUGUCCAAAAAUUUUUCAAUGACAACCCUACUUCUUUAGGGUUAUCUAUUCCCAUGCACAUUAGGAACGCCCCCACUGAUCUCAUGGUGGAAUUGGGGUAUCAUAAGGGAUAUAAGUACAACCCUGAUUUUACUGAUGGUAAAGCCAAACAGUACUAUUUGCCGAAAGGGAUCAGAAAGGCGGAUUUCGUUGAAAAAAAAGAUUAUGGUGAUUUGGUGGAAAAAGAUAGUUCGCAGCAGCUUAUUGAGAGUAUGUAUAAUGAUUUGCUUGAGUAG
This is a messenger RNA of Saccharomycopsis crataegensis, 1977 nucleotides long. RefSeq lists its product as uncharacterized. Gene Ontology annotation, biological process: DNA synthesis involved in DNA repair; DNA-templated DNA replication. The record is from RefSeq and is a predicted model, not a curated record. Gene Ontology annotation, molecular function: ATP binding; enzyme activator activity; single-stranded DNA helicase activity. NCBI's taxonomy places the organism in Eukaryota, Fungi, Ascomycota, Saccharomycetes, Ascoideales, Saccharomycopsidaceae. The transcript has a single exon. The coding region runs from base 1 to 1977 and encodes 658 amino acids. Gene Ontology annotation, cellular component: nucleus.